Messenger RNA from Sapajus apella (tufted capuchin), 4018 nucleotides. It is a transcript of the gene GPR155, whose product is annotated as G protein-coupled receptor 155. The transcript is spliced from 16 exons. The coding region runs from base 1400 to 4018 and encodes 872 amino acids. Gene Ontology annotation, cellular component: membrane. Lineage: Eukaryota; Metazoa; Chordata; Mammalia; Primates; Cebidae. Gene Ontology annotation, biological process: intracellular signal transduction; transmembrane transport. The record is from RefSeq and is a predicted model, not a curated record.
CCCAUAAUGCUGGGAUUACAGGUGUGAGCUGCAAUGCCCGGCCCGUCUAAGGAAGUUUUUACUCUCAUUUUACAGUUGAGGAAACAAAGUUUCAGAAAGGCUAAGUAACUUAGGAGGCGAUAAGCCAUACAGCCCAGAAUCUGUUUGACUCUCCACUGAACUUCUACUAGUUUAGUUAAAAUUGUUGGUUAAAAAAAAUAUUGGAAUGCAUUGACAUGCUCGUGUGGUACAAGUAAGGACAUGUAAGCAGAAUGAGUUAUUCAUACUCCAGGCACUUUUAAAAGUGAACAAAAGACUGGACUAACUUAUUACCUUCUUCUUUAGCACUGCGUUUCCAGGUACACACUUUCUUAAUGGCUCCCAAUGUUUAACGCCUUUCUUUAAUUGUAUACCAGCUCUUUACUUCAAGUAUUGGUGUUUGUACCAACCGGUAGCUUUCCCAGGAUAUAAUUUGACACUUUUCUGGUAAACUUCAAGUAUGUGAGUGUUGCAGGUUUCAUAUAGUAUAUUGACCACUCCUAUCUAAUCCUAGUAGAAAAAUACGUGUUCUAAUCGAGAUUAAAUGUAAGGUUUUUAAAUGGUUCGGUUUAUACAAGGGUAGCACAGAGAAAAUUCCCUUAUACCCCCGCCAGGUAUCAGUUGUUGGUGAUCUCUGGGCUGCCAUCUAAGUCUUUUUAAUGUGAUGUAGAUGUUUGAGAACUUAACCUGAGCAUUGUAAAUUUCCAGAAGCAUGAGCUUUUUACUUUCUACCUUAUAUAUGUCUAUUUUAGAUGGUAAACCCAGAAUAAUCACUUUGAUAUUGACAGUUGUCAUCAUAUUAAUUUCAAGAUACUAAAAAAGCUGAUUAGUUUUAGAGUUAUUCAGACCUCCUGUUCACUGUGUUCCUGGCAGCAAGAGGGAGUGUGAUAAUUAUUGCACUAUUUGCUUAAAUAAUUUGUUCCAUGCUUUAGCAUUUUCUGAACCUCUUUAGAACAUUUUACAAAACAUUUUGUAUUUUGUAACAUUUUAUGAACACAUUUAGAUACAUUUUAUGUUAUUGGUUCUGUUGCUAUAGUGAAAAACUUAGAAUACUUUAUCAUUCAGAAAAAAAAAUUCUGUCCAUGAACUAAAUAGUGCCUGAAAGAGAACAUUGAUCCAUGAAAGGGUAAAAGGUUUAUUUAAGUGUAAAUUAUUAUAGUUAUUCAUUAAAAAUAUUUUUUUUCUGUUUCUUGUGUGCCAGGUACUGUCCUAGAUGUUAGAAACACACCAGUGAGCAAAAACAUGCAUAGUUCCUGCUUCCACAACACUUAAGCGAACUGUAUGUGCAAAGUCCCUGUGGCACAAAGGUACUAUGGGGCCAGUGUGUGACUGGUAUAGAAGGAACUAAAGAGAUCUGGUUGGAGUUGGAGGGUGAGAGAAAAUGAAUUCUUUUUCUAAUUUACCUGCAGAGAACUUAACCAUUGCAGUCAAUAUGACCAAGACUUUGCCUACAGCAGUAACCCAUGGACUUAAUUCCACUAAUGACCCACCUUCAAUGUCAAUUACAAGGCUUUUUCCAGCCUUACUAGAAUGCUUUGGCAUUGUCCUUUGUGGCUACAUAGCAGGAAGAGCCAAUGUCAUAACAUCCACACAGGCCAAAGGACUGGGAAAUUUUGUCUCCAGAUUUGCACUUCCAGCUUUAUUAUUCAAAAACAUGGUUGUACUUAAUUUUUCCAAUGUGGAUUGGUCCUUCCUAUAUAGUAUCUUAAUUGCCAAAGCCUCUGUAUUUUUCAUUGUAUGUGUAUUAACCUUAUUGGUUGCCAGUCCUGACAGUAGAUUUAGCAAAGCUGGACUAUUCCCUAUUUUUGCUACACAAAGUAAUGACUUUGCAUUGGGAUACCCUAUAGUUGAAGCUUUAUAUCAAACUACAUAUCCAGAAUAUCUCCAGUACAUUUAUUUGGUGGCACCAAUAUCUCUUAUGAUGUUAAACCCUAUAGGCUUUAUCUUCUGUGAAAUCCAAAAGUGGAAAGACACUCAAAAUGCUUCUCAAAAUAAAGUAAAAAUUGUGGGACUCGGACUUCUGCGUGUAUUACAGAACCCAAUAGUAUUUAUGGUCUUCAUUGGCAUCGCCUUCAAUUUUAUUCUUGAUCGAAAGGUACCUGUAUAUGUAGAAAAUUUUCUUGAUGGACUUGGAAAUUCUUUUUCUGGAUCAGCCCUAUUUUAUCUUGGUCUCACGAUGGUAGGAAAAAUAAAGAGACUGAAGAAGUCAGCAUUUGUUGUACUAAUUCUUCUCAUCACAGCUAAACUUCUGGUGCUGCCACUUCUGUGCAGAGAAAUGGUGGAACUCUUGGACAAGGGCGACAGUGUAGUAAAUCACACAAGUUUAUCGAAUUACGCGUUUCUGUAUGGUGUCUUUCCUGUAGCACCAGGAGUGGCUAUCUUUGCAACACAGUUCAACAUGGAAGUAGAAAUUAUAACCUCAGGGAUGGUGAUAAGCACAUUUGUGUCUGCUCCCAUCAUGUACGUUUCUGCCUGGUUACUGACCUUUCCCACUAUGGACCCUAAGCCAUUGGCAUAUGCCAUCCAGAAUGUUAGUUUCGAUAUAAGUAUUGUCAGCCUGAUCUCCUUGAUCUGGUCUCUGGCUAUUCUUCUUUUGAGCAAGAAAUAUAAACAGCUUCCUCAUAUGCUUACAACUAAUUUACUCAUUGCUCAGUCUAUUGUCUGUGCUGGAAUGAUGAUAUGGAAUUUUGUUAAAGAAAAAAAUUUUGUUGGACAAAUUUUGGUGUUUGUUCUAUUGUACAGCUCCCUCUAUAGCACCUACCUGUGGACAGGACUUCUAGCAAUUUCUUUGUUUCUUUUGAAAAAGCGAGAGAGGGUACAAAUUCCUGUUGGAAUCAUCAUCAUAUCUGGCUGGGGAAUUCCUGCUCUCCUUGUUGGUGUUCUUUUGAUAACCGGAAAACACAAUGGAGAUAGCAUUGACUCCGCCUUCUUUUAUGGAAAAGAACAGAUGAUCACCACAGCAGUCACCCUGUUCUGCAGCAUCCUGAUAGCUGGCGUAUCGCUCAUGUGCAUGAACCGAACCACACAAGCAGGAAGCUAUGAAGGUUUUGACCAGUCUCAGAGCCACAAAGCAGUGGAGCCUGGAAAUACUGCUUUUGAGGAGAGACCAGCACCAAUAAAUGAACCAGAACUUUUUACAAGCUCUAUUCCAGAAACAAGUUGCUGCUCCUGCUCCAUGGGAAAUGGUGAAUUGCACUGCUCAUCAAUAGAGCCAGUAGCAAACACAAGCUCCAGUGAGCCUGUGAUUCCUUCAUUUGAGAAAAACGAUCUUUGUGUGAGUCGCUGUAACUCCCAGAGCUGCAUAUUAGCUCAGGAAGAAGAACAGUAUCUACAAAGUGGAGACCAGCAACUGACCCGACAUGUGUUGCUGUGUUUACUUCUCAUCAUUGGCCUGUUUGCUAAUCUUUCCAGUUGUUUAUGGUGGCUAUUCAACCAAGAGCCUGGAAGACUUUAUGUUGAGUUACAGUUUUUCUGUGCUGUGUUUAACUUUGGCCAGGGAUUUAUUUCCUUUGGAAUCUUUGGAUUAGAUAAACAUUUAAUCAUCCUACCUUUCAAAAGAAGACUAGAAUUCCUAUGGAACAAUAAAGAAACAGCAGAAAAUAGGGAUUCUCCUGUUUCAGAGGAAAUAAGAAUGACCUGUCAACAAUUUAUCCAUUAUCACCGUGACCUCUGUAUCCGAAACAUUGUCAAAGAAAGAAGGUGUGGUGCAAAGACUUCUGCUGGAACUUUCUGUGGCUGUGACCUGGUGAACUGGCUAAUUGAAGUUGGCCUUGCCUCUGACCGUGGUGAAGCUGUGAUAUACGGAGACAGGCUGGUACAAGGGGGAGUCAUCCAACAUAUUACCAACGAGUAUGAAUUCCGGGAUGAGUACUUAUUUUACAGAUUUCUUCAAAAGAGUCCUGAACAGAGUCCUCCUGCUAUUAAUGCAAACACUGUCCAACAGGAAAGAUAUAAAGAAAUUGAGCAUUCAUCCCCACCCUCACAUUCGCCUAAGACCUAA